This is a messenger RNA of Linum trigynum, 5029 nucleotides long. Lineage: Eukaryota; Viridiplantae; Streptophyta; Magnoliopsida; Malpighiales; Linaceae. The record is from the annotation of a GenBank genome assembly.
AAACAAACUCGAGAACCUGAUAAGCAAAAAAGAAAAAAUGUAUGGCCUGCAACAGUUCUUCAUCUUCUUCCUCUCCCACCCUCUGCAACUCGCUUCACUUCUCCUCUUCCUCUUCCUCUCCGCCAAAUUCCUCCUCCUCUUCUCCAACAAGAAGUCAAACUCGAACUCGCCACCUUCCCCGUGGAAGCUCCCCAUCCUGGGGAACCUCCACCAACUCGGCACCCACCCUCACCGCACCCUCCGCUCCCUCUCCCUCACCCACGGCCCGCUCUUCCUCCUCCGCCUCGGCUCCGCCCCGACCCUCGUCGCCUCCUCGCCGGAAUCCGCCAAACAGAUCAUGAAAACCCACGACCUCGUCUUCUCCAACCGCCCUUACUCCGCCAUCUCCAACCGCCUCCUCUACAACUACAAGGACCUCUCGCAGACCCCUUACUCCGCCUACUGGCGCCAGAUGCGCGCCAUCUGCGUCACGCGCCUCCUCAGCGCCAGGCGCGUCGACUCCUUCCGCCACAUCCGCGAGCAGGAGGCGGCGCUCCUGGUCGCCACAAUCGAGGAGGGAGCGUCCAACGGCACGCCGCUGGACCUGGGCGAGCUGAUUUCGAGGAUGACGAACGACGUCGUGUGCAGGGUGGCGUUCGGGCGGAAGUACGGGGACGACGACGACGGGGAGGAGGAAGGUGGGAGGAAGUUCAAGCUGAUGCUCGAGGAGUUCGGGGCUGUUCUCGGGACGGUGAACGUGGCGGAUUUUAUUCCCUGGUUGGGUUGGGUCAACCGGUUUAACGGGUUGGACCGGAGGGUCGAGAAGGUUUUCGCAGAGUUCGACGAGUUUCUAGACCGGGUCGUGGAGGACCAUCGUCUGACGACAGAGGAAAAGAGUGAGGAGGAGGAGGAGAAGGAUAUCGUCGACGUUCUUCUUCAGAUUCAGAGAGAGACUCCUGAUUCCGCCGUCGAUCGAGACACCAUCAAAGCCAUCGUCCUGGACAUGUUCGCGGCGGGGUCGGACACGACGUAUACCGCGUUGGAAUGGACGAUGACGGAGAUACUACGUCACCCGAGGGUAAUGGAGAAGUUGCAGCAAGAGAUUCGAGUGAUCCUUGGUGACGAGAGGAACGUAAGGGAGGAGGUGAUCGAGCGGAUGGACUAUUUAAAAGCAGUGAUCAAAGAGUCCUUCAGACUGCACCCGCCGAUCCCGCUCCUGGUGCCGAGGGAAUCGACCCAGGACGUGAAGGUACAGGGUUACGACGUCCCCGAAAAGACGAGGGUGAUCGUCAACGCGUGGGCGAUCGGGAGGGAUUCGAAGAGGUGGGGGGACGAUGCAGAGGAGUUCAGGCCGGAGCGGUUCCUGAACAGCAAGGUCGAUUUCAAGGGGCAGGAUUUUGAGUUGAUACCGUUCGGGGCGGGGAGGAGAGGGUGCCCCGGGAUCAGUUUCGCAACGGCUUCGAUGGAGAUCACGUUGGUCAGCAUGUUGCACAGGUUCAAUUGGUCGGUGCCCGGCGGAGAGGAGGGUGGUGGGUUGGACGCCGACGAGGCGCCGGGGCUGGCGGUCCAUCGGAGGACGCCUCUUCUUGCCGUUCCAACUUUGUACUCUCCGUAGUGGUGGGAAUUGUUUGGAUGGUAACCAGGAAUUAGUCAAACGGGUCUUUGUUGCGGCCAAAAUUUGUAGCCUGCUUUAAUUUAAUGGUUUACCUACCGGUUUGGUAUUUGGACACAUCGCACUGAUAUUGCAAUUGCUAGAGUACAGUCCAAAGAACGUAACUGCUUUUAAUAUAAUGCCGAAGUGGGAAGUGGGAACGUUCUUGCCCGCGUAUGGUUCAUUCGUGUGCUAAAAGUAAUUAUUUCGACGUUGUCAUAGAGAAGUUGAUGAGAUCAGUGUUGCAGUGUGACAGAUACAACUCGUGGCUAACUUGUCUUGCUCAAGUUCUCAUUAUUCUAUGUUAUCUGAUCACCUGCUCUACAAGGAAAGAAACUUCGCCCACAUCCCCACUUAGAUCUCGUUGCGAAAGUUUGUUUUUAUUGUUAACUUCUAACUUCUAAGUAAGGUUGUCAAAUCGGUUUAUACCAUUGUGCUCGUUUAGCAAAUUUCUUCAGUAAAUCAUUAAAAGCAGUCAAAGUAUAAUUGUGCAUGCCUUCAUUUGCAAUGGUGUCUUAUUGACAAUCAUACGGUUUAAUAAAAUAUGUAGAAAUGUGAAAAAUGAUUAACACAAAUGAAUAUAAUUGUAUUGAUCUUGUUGACCCUUCAGUCUCGGACCAUUGUCCCAUCUUCUUAACCGCCGAUAGCUCUAUCAAAUCUCUCCCUUAGCCUUUCAAGUUUUUUAGGUUUUGGAUGGCUCGUGAGCAUCUAGCCUUUUGGAGUUGGUUGAAGAGGCCCGGUCUAGUGAUGUUGUUGGAUCUCCUCUGGGAAGAAUCUGCAAGAAACUUAGAAUUUUAAAAGGUUGGCCAAAUAAACUUGUGUAGUCAAAACUUUGAUGGUUUUGCCAAAUAUAGCCACGUUUGGCGAAAUACAAAAAAUAGCCGCUUCUGUCCAAUUGUUUGACGAUGUUAGUUAACGUGCUUACUGGACUAACGGAAAGGCUGACGUGGCAAAAUUUUUGUAAGUAACAAUGCCACAUGGAUUAACUUUAAAAUAUAAAAAUAAAAUGAAAAGUAAAUUAUCCCUCUCUCCCUCAUUUUCUCCAACCCUCUUCUCCCCUUGAUCCCUCUUCCUUUGAUUCCAUCUUCUCCCCCUGAUCCCUCUUUCUCCGAUCUCAUUUUCUCCCCCUUAUCCCUCUUCCUUCGAAGGACGACACGUCCACCUCUCUUCUUCCCCAUCCCUUCCCUAGCCGAAACUCUCUAUUCUUUAAACUCUCUCGAUUAUUCUAUCACGACUGGAUUCUUCCCGGAGCUCUUCACCCUCUCCUUCCACUCUCUCCACCUCGCACCACUCACCCCCGCCGACACUGCUUUGUCCUCCUAAAUCUCCACUCCGCCGUCAGAUUCUUAAACCCCCAAACCAUAUCUCCAACGCUUUUAACAAACCCAGAUUUUGGAUGGGGAUUCAUUUAGGGAUUUGAUGGGCUCCGCAAUGACCAUGGAUUUUCAGAAGGUGGCGCCCGCAUGUGUGAUGGUUCGAUUCACAGGCAAGACAACUCGGAAACAGGAAGAGAAGCAGUGGCGUCGGAGUUCACCAUCGACAACGAUGAGUCUCUUUCCUCCUCUCGGAGACCGGGCGACGAAUCCUUCUUUCUCCUUCAUAUCGGGCUCGAUGGCUGGGCUCAGCAACUAGAGGAGAAUGUUGAGUAGUGUUUGGAUUGGAAUAGAGGUAGGCGAUGGAUUAAAUUCUGGGAGUGAAGACAGGGGAGGGGAGUUCGAUAGGGGAAGAGAGAUUUGGGAGCUUGGCAGCGGUGGCGAGGACUGACCGCCGGUAGCUGCUGGUUUUGAUGAAGUUGAGAAGGAGAUGAAAAGAUGAGAUAAUGGGAGCAUAGGGUAGAGGGCAGAUCGAGAUGGAGGGGAAUCUUUUGCGUGUUAUGACUAUUUUACUGGGGAUCUUUUUGCGUGUAAGGGGAAUACCAGAGGAAAGAGAGGUGGAGGAUUCGAGGGAGAGAUCAACAAUGGUGGCGUUGAGGGAAGAUUAGAGGUCACUUGAUGAUGCCUUGAAAAGAAUGAUUUCAAAUCUCUGGGUUUUUUAGAUUUCUGUUUUCUUAGCUGCAGGAGAAAGAAGAAAUCGAAGGAUGAGGAGAGUAGUAUAUGGGAGAAGAAGAGGGGUAUUGGAAGCAGAUUAAUGGUGAUUGUCUGAUUGACGAUGGGAGGAGGGGCGGUGGGUUGCUGGAGGAGAAAGAAGAGGGUUCAAAGAGAUUAGGCCAUUAGGGAUAGGGGGAUUUUUUUUUGUAACUGACGUGUCGUUUGAGUGCCGAGUUGGAAAUGAAAGAGAGGGUGAGUUGGCAGCCAAGUUAGCGUUCCGUCAAUUUAAUUAACGGUGUCACUGACGCUGUUAAAUUAUGUAACGGAAAUGGCUAUUAUUGUCAUGAAACUUUCAAAAUUUUGGUUAUUAUUGGUAUUUCCCCAAAAGUGGCUAUUAUUGUCACAAACGUCAAAGUUUUGGCUACAGAUUUUGCCUAAAAGGUUUGCUCAAAAAGGUUAAUCGAGAAAAAUAUUAUUACCUAAGGGAAAGAGUUAAACUUGAGGAAGGGGAGUUGAUGUUGGCGCAAGCUGCUGCUUUAUGCCAGCCAUCUGAUAGUUCUUUUGGGGAAGAGAAGAAGAUUUCAGGAGAGCAUAAAUUGCUAAGGGAGGCUGAGGAAUAUUUCUACGUCUAAAGUCAAGAGAAAUCUGAUUGAAGGAAGGUGAUGCAAACUAUGCCUGCUUUCAUAGAUCUAUGAAGGUUAGGCAGAAAAGGAACAUGAUAAGGUCUUUAUUAGAUGCAGAGGGUAACACAGUCACUAAAAUAGACUUAAUGAGCAAAGUUGUUGUGACUUUCUAUGAAAAUCCUCUAGGUAAGGCUGAUCCUAAUGUUAGCAUGAAUUAGUUGACUAUUUCCUUAGCAUUUUGCCAAAGAAACUAGAGCCAAGGCAGGUUACAUCAUUAUGUGGCCCAGUUAUUGCUGGUGAAGUAAAAGAUACUAUUUUUGCUUUAAAGGGGAUAAAAGUCAUGAACCAGAGGGGUUCUCAGCCAUAUUCUUCCAAUAUACCUGGUCUAUCAUAGGUGCAGAGAUUACAGAUAUUGUCCAACAUUAUUUCAUACUUUCAUUCACUCUUAAUACGAUCAGAGGUAAACUCAACUUUACUCACUCUUAUACCUAAGAUAAACAGUCCUGAGGAGAUGAAGUUCUUUGGGCAAAUUGCUUGUUGCAAUAUUAUAUAUAAGUGUGUUUCUAAAAUCCUAGCUAAGAGACUCAUGUAUGUUCUUCCUAAUGUUAUCAGUGCAAACUAGUAUGCAUUUGUUAAAGGUCGGUCAAUAGGUGAAAUAUUAUGUUGGCCCAUGAAUUAGUAUAAAGUAUCACUAGAAAAACAUCUCUCCUAGAAGCAUCAUUAAGGUGGAAUAAUGAAAGCCUUUGCAU